AUGGCCUUGGAGCCGGACUUGAAAGAAGAGCUUUGCGAUCAAAUUCACGAUUGUAUCAACAAACGUGGCGUUCACCAAGAAUGCGACGUCGGGUGGUUUCGUCAAGAUCUUAAACCAAAUCCACCAACACGCCUCAUAGAUGUUGAUACCAAUGAUCCCAGUAUUGUUCGACUCAUCGUAACCGCCGAGGAUUUGCACAAAGACUUCAUCCCUAAGUAUCUGACGCUCAGUUAUUGCUGGGGCUCUACCAAUGGACACGCAAAAACUACCCGAGCAACAAUAGCUGCAAGGCGCGAAGGGAUCGCAGUACAUAGCCUCCCGAAGACUAUACAAGAUGCUAUACAACUUACGCGGCUAUUGAAGUUUCGAUACUUGUGGAUUGAUGCUAUAUGUAUCAUUCAAUCAGAUCUUGACGAUGUGUACCUUGACGAUUGGAACACAGAAGCACCGCGCAUUGGAUCGUACUACCUACAUUCUAAAUGCCUCAUCUCGGCGUCCGCUGCUUCGGAUAGCAGCCAGGGGCUUUUUGUCAAGCAGAAUGCUCGAAGGUAUCCUCUGAGAACGUGUGCACUGGCUUUCAGAAAUGAAAAGCAAGAGUAUAUCUGUCUCUCUGUACCAAGGCCAUCGCCUUCAGAAGAUUGGUCCGCUGAGCCGCUGAGAUCAAGAGGAUGGUGUUUACAAGAGGCUGUUCUGUCACCCCGUAUCCUCCAUUGGUCCAAGCAUGCCCUGAUAUGGCAGUGUCACGGAACAACGAAAAGUCCUACUUAUGGAUAUGAUUUGAACACCGCCCGAGAUAUACGAACCAGCCAAUCUCAUAUCAGUUUUGCUCAAGAACCAGACCAUGCUAUGGCGAUUGCAUGGACGGAGCUUAUCUCACGAUACUCUAAGAUGCAUUUCACCUACGAGACUGAUCGACUCGUUGCAAUUCAAGGCUUGGCUAACCGACUUGUUGACCUUCACGGUGGCGAGUACUUUGCCGGAGUGUUUUGUUCACACCUUGCUGAUGGGUUGCUAUGGAAGAAUUCGUACGACAAGGCUCACAAUGCACUGGCCGGAGUUCCCACCUGGUCUUGGGCUACGAGGUGCCUCAAUAUUUGGUUUCUUCCAGUCUCACAUUCUUUCAUACGGUCUACGAAACCAAAUGUCUUCCCGUACAACCGUAGCCCCAUAAAUCUCGAUACUCCCGAGAAACGUGCUCUUCGAUUCGAAGCUCCACUGCUCAACAUAAACCUGGGAAGACCUUUCACGGAAACCGAUAUCGUUUCAACAGUGCAAAGACCUGUGUUUUCAUGUCACGUCAGCUUCACAGAAGACAGUGAAGACGAAUACGUCGUGAAUUUUGAAUACGAUGCAGAAAGACUUAUGCCCGAGAGAUUUGAUAUGCUAGAGGUGCUUUUUCUCGGACUGCAUGUGCUUCAUAAAUUGCGGGGAUAUAUCAGUCCGAGUGAGUUUGAAGAGUCAACUGUUGUUGAUCCUGAUACUAUAGUAUCAUGUGAAGGGAUCCUCUUGCGAAAGGCAGGCCAAUACUAUGAGCGUAUUGGGAGGCUUGAUUUUGAUAUGCCCAAGAAUUACAAACGCCGGACAAGCUUGAAGAAGCUGAUGGACAGUAAUAGAAAGAACGUUUGCCUUAUAUAGAUAUCUUAACAUAAUAUUCGGCUUGAUAAAAAGACCUGAUAGUCUGAGAAGAUAGCCCGAUGUUGUUCUUUUCUUAGGCCGGAAAUUACAGUCUCCUCUGACUGAGAGAAUAGAGC
Fusarium odoratissimum NRRL 54006 is the source of this 1751-nucleotide messenger RNA. RefSeq lists its product as uncharacterized. The record is from RefSeq and is a predicted model, not a curated record. Lineage: Eukaryota; Fungi; Ascomycota; Sordariomycetes; Hypocreales; Nectriaceae. The coding region runs from base 1 to 1635 and encodes 544 amino acids. The transcript has a single exon.